UGCCGAGGUCUCCGGGGGCUGCGAGAGUACUGAGGAGAAAGGGGAACGUCCCGGGGACCCGCGGGCGACUCCGGAGGCGCGGGCUGGGGUCUUUUUGUUUGGCUGCGCUCAGCGCCCAGCAGCCAGAGCGGACAACUCCAGUUACAACAACCCACCUUCCAGCAGCCAGGCGAGACUUGGGCUGCCGCGUCCGUCCUAUUGUUUAGACACUUGCCUGGGGCUCCGGAGCGCCAGUCCCUGCUCAGUCUCCGCCUUCCCUCUCCCUCCACCUUCCUCCCGGGAACGGCGGGUUCCGAAAGCCUCCGUGAGAAGGGAAAGGGCUGGAAGCCAAGCGCUGCCUGGACUGCGGUCGCCGAGUCAGGUGCAGAGUCCGGGGCCAAGCGGCAUCUCAACGGCCGGGGCUGGACUCCUUCGGUGACAGUGGGAGACCGGAUCCAACGCUUGGGGAAACUUCCUGCACUUUGAGGUUGAGGACCCACUUGUAGGGGCUGCCCAGGGGGUGGCUGAGAGGCUGCGCACGGAAGGACAUCACUGUUGUUUCUUCUACCUGUGCCGUCAGGUGUGUGCGGCGGAGCUGCAGCGUAUCCCGGAGACCAGAGUGGCUGACUAGAGCGCGCACACUCUCCUGCCGUUGGGCGGUCGCCUGGGGUGUAGGGGCUGCCAGAUCCCAUCCUCCCGCCUACCACCUAGUCAUCCAUCAGGACACAGUAGCAGCCCUGGCAUCGCGGACACCUGGCCUUUGCUUUGCUCCUGGCUUGACUGUCUGCGAGUCCAGCCCCAGCUAGUACCUACUCAGUCUUUCUAGGAGCUCUGCUACUCAACUUGGUUUACUGGAUUUUUUUUUUUUUUCUUUUUUCCUGCGGGGUUGCGGACUAGUGGAUAUCCCUGCAAGGCUGCAGCGGUCCGACUGCCCUUUUGUCUCUCUGUGUGACCUCAGGGGCAGGCCCUGGUGCAGAGCGUCGCCAAGGACGCCGGGAGGGAGGCGGGAUUGCCAAGAUAUCCUCCAGUGAAGUGCAUGUGUGUGUGUGCGAGCCAGCCUUGGCUGUCGGGAGACGGCGAAGACGUGUUGGGGCUGCUGCCGCGGCGCAGGAGUGGAGAGGCCCUGUGAGCUAAGCCCUGCGCCCCGCAGCGCCCCCGGGGGCUACGUGAACACCGGUGCGCCCCCGCGCGCGACAUGCCCAGCUUCUCCGAGGGCUCUUUACACCUGACAGGCCCUUGCGCCUUCUAGCUUCCGGGGGACCCACUUUGAUCAGGGCGAGCGUUACCGUUCAAGUACCCCUUCUCAGCCUUGUACUCUUCCCACCGGGAUCGGAUUCGCUGGAGGGUACGUGGGAUCAAAAGUCCUCCCUGGUCCUUAAGCAAAGGGCCACCGCGUCUCCGCGGUCACUGUAAGCAGGAGCUCUUUUACCGCCAAGUUGAAGAUGCGCUCUGCCCUCCCAGCGGCUUCGGGAUCUGCUCGCAGCCUGAGCGUGACCUAUUGAUAUUCAAGACCCGAAGUUGCCCACGGAUCUUCUGCUCUGCUAGGGAAGCGCGGAGAGCAGAGGAAAGGCGUGUGCUUCCAUCAGCUCUCCUGCCUUAUACCACGGUUUCGUCCUACUGUGCGCACAGCUCCCCGAGUACUGUGGGCUGCCAGCCCAGCACCAGGCGCUGGGCCUCAGACACUGCCCGGUUCUCACGCCACAGAGAGCGAAAGAGGAGUCCCUCAAAGCGAAGAGCCUGUUGGAGAAGAUGAGUGGCGUUGGCUGGCAAGCACUGUUCCUGUUGCUGGGGUUAGUGUUGUCGAUCUUGAACAAGGUGGCGCCUCAGGCGUGCCCGGCCCAGUGUUCCUGCUCAGGCAGCACGGUGGACUGUCACGGGCUGGCCCUGCGCAGCGUGCCCAGGAAUAUCCCCCGCAACACCGAGAGACUGGAUUUGAAUGGAAAUAACAUCACAAGGAUCACGAAGACAGAUUUUGCUGGUCUCAGGCACCUCAGGGUUCUUCAGCUCAUGGAGAACAAGAUCAGCACCAUCGAGAGAGGCGCAUUCCAGGACCUUAAGGAGCUGGAGAGACUGCGGUUAAACAGAAACAACCUUCAAUUGUUCCCUGAGCUGCUGUUUCUGGGGACUGCGAAGCUCUACCGCCUGUAA
Molecule: messenger RNA, 2127 nt
Organism: Psammomys obesus (fat sand rat)
Lineage: Eukaryota; Metazoa; Chordata; Mammalia; Rodentia; Muridae
Product: slit homolog 2 protein-like
Exons: 4
Coding region: 1729-2127 (132 amino acids)
Molecular function (GO): protein binding
Source: RefSeq, a predicted model, not a curated record